CAGAGCACAGCAUCAGCACAGCAUCAGCACAGCAUCAGCACAGCAUCAGUACGGGGGAAGAUGGCUAGCAGGAAGACCAAGAAGAAGGAAGGCGGUGCCAAGCGUGCCCAGCGGGCAUCCUCCAAUGUGUUCUCUAUGUUCGAGCAAACUCAGAUCCAGGAAUUCAAAGAGGCUUUUACAUUGAUUGAUCAGAACAGAGAUGGAUUCAUUGACAAGGAGGAUCUCAAAGACACGUACGCAUCUCUCGGUAAACUGAACGUUAAGGAUAAUGAACUGGAGGAUAUGCUGAAAGAAGCCAGUGGUCCCAUCAACUUCACCAUGUUCCUCAACCUGUUCGGAGAAAAACUGCACGGCACUGACCCUGAAGAUACUAUACUAAACGCCUUUAAGCUGUUUGAUCCUGAAGCGAAGGGAUAUAUACACACAGAGGAGUUAAAACACGUCCUGAUGACACAAGCUAACAAGUUCAGUGCAGAGGAGGUACGUCAGAUGUUCCUGUCCUCAAACAUCGACUCCGCAGGAAACCUGGACUACAGAUCCCUCUGUUAUAUUAUCACCCACGGGGAGGAACAGGAGGAAUGAGGGAGUGACUAAUGGAAAGUUGUAUUUCAGUAACUCUGAUGUCAACAUCUGCUAAUAAAAGCCAGCUGUGCUUCA
Astyanax mexicanus (Mexican tetra) is the source of this 657-nucleotide messenger RNA. Its product is annotated as myosin light chain 5-like. Gene Ontology annotation, molecular function: calcium ion binding. Gene Ontology annotation, cellular component: cytoplasm. NCBI's taxonomy places the organism in Eukaryota, Metazoa, Chordata, Actinopteri, Characiformes, Acestrorhamphidae. Bases 61 to 582 code for a protein of 173 amino acids. The transcript has 7 exons. The record is from RefSeq and is a predicted model, not a curated record.